Molecule: messenger RNA, 6331 nt
Organism: Caenorhabditis sp. 36 PRJEB53466
Lineage: Eukaryota; Metazoa; Nematoda; Chromadorea; Rhabditida; Rhabditidae
Source: the annotation of a GenBank genome assembly
AUGGCCCGAUUCUCGAUUCUCGAAAUAUGUCCGGAUCUUGCCGAUAAAGGAACGAACGUCAUUCAGCAGGCAGUCACCCCGCAGCCGGUCACAAUCAAAACCGAAGUUCGAGGUUAGUUUUUGUUUUGAAUAUUACAUUAUCAUUUUUGUAAGUCUCUCUUAGUUUAUUUUUGAAAAUGGCGCGGGGUAUCCUAGGAUCACUAGACUGAUUGUGAGCUGAGCACUCUACAGAGCACGCUACAUCCAUCCAUACUUUUGUUUUGUUUUCAUACAUGCGACCUUCUGAGAGAAUAUAAUUGUAGCUGAAAACGAUAUCUUACUAAUUCAGUUAAAGAUUUUACAUUUUUGGGGUGUAUUUCAUUGUCUAUAUUUUACAAAUUGUCUGCAUUGUAUACGGGAACCCAUACUACUGCAAGAAUUAUUCUUAUGGUUAUUUGAAAACUUAGAUUUAGAGACUAAUAGGCACAAUUAAGCUAAUCUGAUAGAAGAAACUACAAGAAACGAAAAGAUUAGAAACAGUCUGAUUGCUACAGUAACCCAGCCAAGUGCAUUCUAAUCUAGUGCAUCUAGGAAGACAAUGCAGUAAUUCGAGAACAAAAACGUCCAUUGGAUCUCUAAGAUCUAGUUUUUGAUGCUGAUUUCUCGCGCUAAUUCUUCUGAAACAGCUUUCACGGCACUUGUCGCCGAUUACCAUAGUCAAAGAGAGGCCGUAACUCCUAUUAUUGUUAUUAUCUGUUAAACAUGCACCUCGCAUAUGUGCUCCAGCUUACGGUAGCCGGUGUUUGCCUGAGCCUCCAACCGCACUUGUUGUCGUCGUUGAUUGAUGUUUGCCAUCGUUCUCGUUUUUCGUAUCAAACCGCCUGAAUCCCUCCCGGCGUUUACACUAUUUCUCCUCACCUAAAAUGACAGUAGAGACGCGGCGGCCAGCUGUCAUGUUCCGGAAUUGUAAACCCCACGCUCGUCAAAACUCAUCAUCGCUUUGUUUCACCACAUGCUCUCCCCGCAACCUACCGUAAUCUUUCACGUCUUGCAGAUAUCAGUGGUCCGUGCUCAUCCAACGACACGGAGACAAUGUCGAAUGGAGAGCAGGACAACUGCGACUACCUAUUGGACGAGAGCAUCGAUGACGAGAGAUCUGAAAGCACUUCCAGCAAGGUAACCAGAAAAUUUCUGACUUGAGAGUUCAUAAAAAUAUCUUCAGGAAUCAAAGUCGCCAGUGUCCAAUGCAUCCAAUGAAAAGAAACCCGCUUCGCCAAACGACAAACCGCCAUUUUCGUACAAUGCCCUGAUCAUGAUGGCGAUCAAGAACAGUCCCGAGAAGCGUCUCACUCUCUCUGGAAUAUACGAGUACAUCGUCAGCAACUACCCGUUCUACCGGGAGAACAAGCAGGGAUGGCAGAACUCCAUCCGCCAUAACUUGUCCCUCAACAAAUGUUUCGUCAAGGUCCCCAGAAGUUUCGACGACCCUGGAAAAGGUAAUAUGACAAAAUUUGUAGCAUUUAAUUAUAAUUUAUAUUCAGGAAACUACUGGAUGCUGGAUGCGAGCUGCGAAGACGAGGUCUUCAUCGGAGGCGCCACUGGAAAGCUGCGUCGUCGUCCGUCGAGCAUGUCCCGAGCCAGAAUGGAUGCCUAUAAGCAUUACGGACCUGCUGCCGCCAACCUGUUCCCGUACUUCCCUCCUGGAAUCCCGGCACUGCCCCGCAACCCGUACAUGGGCAACCCCGCAACGGCUUUCAUGCCUCGUCAGCUUGUUCCAAUCCCCUCUCUUCCCCAAGUUUUCGGUCAGGCCGAUUUCCUUCAAAUGUAUCUUGGUCAACAAAAUGGGCUUUUCUCAAAGCUACCGUAAUCUUUUAUACCGCAUUCUUAUUAGCCAACUGUCGUAUCUUAUCACUAGUUCGGUGCAUCAUUUCUAAUUUAUUUUUUAUCGAAAUGUUUAGAUGCUUCUUGUUAGACGGGUUCUUUGUUUUGUGGGCACUUUUUGCAUCCGCCCACUUAUUCCUCAUUUUCUCUUAACACGGCUCUCAGUCCCCACGGACUGAUUGCCUCAAAAUGUGCCGUGUCUUACGAUAGCGAUCUGUGUUCAACGCUUUAUUACUUGUUUUCAUUCCGUGUCUUUAACUUGUUGUCUUGUCAUCACCUUUCAUAAUAAAUCAAUUGGACGAUUGGGUUCUCAAAACACGUCCGGUAUUCGGCAAAUCGUCGUCGGGUGCAAGUUACGCAACGCGGUCCUUUGGGUGUUGGACAUGGUAUUCGAUCCGUUGUGAUGACAGCAGGCAAAUGGGCUCUUUGACAGUUCGACGCCGACAGGUUGACUUAUCUGAUUGUGCCGUUUGACACUUGAUCGUGGAAACAGUUAGGCAAUAGAUAAUGGAUUUAAUUGGAACAUUCUGAAUUAUUUUCUUAGUGGUUUUUGUAGCUAUCUUAUCCGUCAAAGAGUGUUUAUAUUUGGCAGAAUAUCUUGUUUCCUUCCAUCUUUUCCGAAAGUUUAUAUGUGAGGACCAUCCUCGAGUUCCGCAAAAACGUCUACUAUUACCUAUAAACUAUAAACUUAUUGUAUCGGACCUUCAAAGACGUUCCGGCUGGAGGAGUCUGUCCGAUAGGCUUCAUAUUUCCAGGAAAGCCGCGUCGGAAGAACAUCAACAGAAGCAUAUCAGUUGACAACCUAUGGAUUCGGCGACCUCAAAAACUCGGGGGUCGGGGAGGCGCUGUAACAGGCGGAAGUCGAUUGACUCCUCUAAUGUGUCCAACUGCGGCUGGUGAUUGGCUGUCGGGAUGACGAUGAAGGCAGCAGGUGCUCCGUUCUGCCAGUCAAUCGCAGUGGCCCAAUAAACCUGCGGGCGGAUGAGUGGGGGAGAUACAAAUUUACAAUGAUCGAUGAGGAAAACGCAUCACCGGAGGCAUAUUUAUGAUCUUGGCACAUAUUUGUGGACCGGAAAUCCAGAGAUGGGGGUUUUGUGUAUGUUUAUCGCACCACCAUUUAUGUUUAUUUUGGAAAUUGAGACAAAUCAUCAUUCCAAUGCCUUUUGUUAUGAAAUUAUGGGGAUUAAUGAUGUGGUAGGCAAAGAACAUGAGUUUACAAUUGGUGUGACAUUCUUGGAAAUUUCUGGAUUCCAAGGAGGGCACGGUUCUUUAGGUUGUUCUCGAGUGAAUCGACAUUUGUGGAUGACCCUCGCACCGUAAGGGGCUGAGCAGAUGGAGAGUUGUGCAAUAGAACAACGUUUUCGGUUCUCAAAGCGGUUAAUCUUUUUAUUAUUAAUAUUGUUUGCAAAGACAGCUUUCGAAUACAAGAGGUUCUCGAUAAUUGCUUUCAUUUUUUUAGGUCGGUAGAUGGCGUCACCAGAAAAAUGAGCCGAAUGUCGUUUCCAGAUGUUCAGACACUCACCUGGAUUACUGUAUUGUUCCGGAACAGUCAACUCACUUUCAAAUCCCCAAUAUCUGUCACGUCUCAAUUCCAGUAAUCCUAAUCCCGCCGAGAACAAUGUGAACUGUAGCAGGAAGGACUGAAAACAGGUGUCUACUUUCCUGUAUGGUCCUUCUUGAAUGGGGCCAAGUGACACAAUCCGUCGUCUUGUGUUGUAAUAGACUCAUGAGUUGUUCUCAUUAAAAGAUUACUGCUCACCAGAUGACGGUUCUCAACUCGCACACUUUGGGGUGCUAUUAUGGUGUUUGUUACUCAAAAUUAGACAACACACGAGCAGCUUUAUCGGCUUAUACCAAUUCUCUCUUUCCAUAAUUUGCAUCUCCUUCCGAAAGAUUCACCAAAUAGAUAGACUAUGUAUGUAUAGAGGGUGUCAAUCGCAUGCAUGUUUGAGAAAAAGGUGUGAUGAAAGAAGCCGAUGUGUUUGAGUACGAGCCCAAGAAAUGAAAGAAUCGCUUACUGUAAGUAGGUGAGAACGAUUACUGUAUAAUUUUCUGGCCGACCGAUUUCGGGAAAAAGAAAGUACCACUUUAAUGACAGGUGACGUGACACGUGGGAGCUAAAUGCAAAUGACAAAGUUUUUUGAUAUCUUCAAUUUGAACUGGAAGAAAUCUACAUUAUACAACUUGUAUCUUGAAUUUUUUUCUCUUGAUGCAGCCAGGUAUUCUGUUCUGAUCAGACUCGUCAAAAAUUGUUCAUUGAAAUUGGCUAUCACAAAGCAGAAAACGUAUUUCGCAAACUCAAAAUUACAAAGGUAACGAUUUCGGAAUAAAAUUUAGCUCAAGAAUCAUGUUUUUAAAUUUUAGUACUAAAUCCCGGCCCGUGACAAUUCUGCACAACAUAUUUUACAAUUUGCUUUUCAAAGUCUUCUCUGUUCUUGACGCAAUCAGGUGUUUGUGAAUGAUCUAAUGACCUUGUCUCAAUCAUCGAAGAAAUUCAGAAGUCAACCAAUGUUUGCUCAGAUGAGCCGACAAGGGAUAUUAAUCGGACUAACUUGGUAGUCAUUGCGCAACCCGUCCGGUAUGUGUUACUGUCUGCCGCGCGCGCGUGCGGCAAGUCAAAGAGAGUUGGAGGGAGUCUAGCGGAGGAGCCCCCGACGCCGACAGUGGCGGUGUUUCUUUUCGUGAUGAGCAAGAGACGAGUUGCCGACCACCAAUCGCCACACAUUCCAUGGGCGACUUUUCUUCUGAUUGUUCAGAAUGGAUUAGACACGAUCAAUGGAGUUGCGUGGGGCUCUUCACUUUUGUCGGCUUCCUGAUUUCACACGGUUUUAAGGGUGUUGCGUGAACUUUCAACAUCUGGCCGUCUUGUUAUUUUCUGCAAAGUCUUUCAUCACAAUUACCACCUAUGCGCGUGUCGGCUCAUCCUCAAACGAUCUGUGAAAUGGUACAACGAUACCAAGGGGUGUAAUUAGGUAACACUUUAACGCCAAUAUUGUCGCGUACACAGUCCGUACACAUCUUCCCAGUGGGGUUUCUGUCUUUCGAUUUUACCGCACACAUCUGCCAGUCGAGAAAGACGUUUCCGUAUAGAUUGGAUUCAUGGGACGCAAAAAGACGGGGACGGAUCGAUGUGUUUGUUGUGUAUGAGCCAGCUGUUUUGGUUUCAACGCGUGGGCGUCGAUGAGCCAGCCCUCGGCGCCGCAGCCAUCUUCCCCCCGGCAGAGCAAUCAGUUGAAAGCGAUCGCCGCCAUGCCGUCCGACGUGGCUUUCAGAGCCCGUAACCCGGUGUGCUUGCCGAGAUCCCGAUCGGUCGAGCGAUUCGGAAGUGUUGGAACUCUCAGCAGGUAUGCUAUUUCGAGUAGUUGUCUUUUUGGUAUCUGGCAAAAUGUUCCAAAUGUACAACUGGUUGGCCAUCAGGUUUUUGAGCAGUAAACUUAUUCACAUGUUUUUCGAACACUUGUUUAGAUGCUGGUUUUGUCCUGUCCUGUUCUGUCCUGCAAACAAAACAAAGUUUUCUUCCUUUUUGAAAUUGUGCAAGACAUGUGUGUGUGUGUGCUUCAUAUUUCUUUUCUUCAAGAGUUCCCAUUUCAGAGUGACAUCUGUUCCGAAUCUCUCCGUCAACCGUGUCGGAGCCAACUACCGCUCGUCGACUCUUCACAAGUAUCGUAGAGACUAUGACUCGGUAAGAAAAAUUGUUCAUAUGCCCACCUGUUGGAACAGCUUGAAACUAGCCAUAAAACGAGUCGUAAUUCGAUCGGAGUCAUUCCCCGUUUUUCUCGAUUUCCUAGAAGAGAUAGAGAUGAUUGUUGGCAUCCUCCUUGAAAAGUGUAAUAUCCGUUGCAAUCUCUGUUUUGUUCCGUCACCGUUGCCUGGUUUUUGACGCCCUAUCAUCAAACAAUACGAAACAAAGAGAUAGAAAAUAAGAUUCUAUACUUGCAGCUCGAUGACGCAGCCAUCGAUCGCUACACCUUCUACACUCCGUUCUACUGGGAGACCUACCGUUUCGCUGCUCGUCGUCAACUCUACGUGGACCCGAUUCCACACAGCCUGGGACACGAGUAUGCUCCGUUUUGGUCGAGAUACAAGUGGUACACUGACUGGCUGAACCCAACCUACUGGAGACGUUACCGUGAUCCGAACUACGACAGACCGCUCUGGAACAACUGGAGACCAUGGCAGUAUGACACGUAAGCAAAGAGACACUUUCAGUUCUAUCAGCAGUUUUGUUUGUUCCUUCAGUAAGAACGUCAAGACCGCCAUCGACCUGUACAGAAACGGAUGCAUUGACUUCAAGACUCUGGACAAGAAGUGGAUCGAGCCGACUGCUUUGAACCGCCGUGGAAAGGACUGGGCUGAUGUCUACCUUCCAGCUGGUUUGUUCUCAUUCCAACAAACUUACUGGGGUUGUGACACGUACGUUUCAUUUUCAGCUCGCUACGGAGCUCACCGUUACUUCUACUCGUUCUCCUAA